CCCCCCCCCCAAUCACAAAAAAAACUUUCUCUUCCGUGCCGUUCAAAGUGGGUGAUUUUUCACGAACACAUGUUGAUUGUUGAUUUGUUGUCGAUCGGCGUAGGAGGACCUGCCACAGGGACGAACGCCCGCUGCCCUAGCCAAUCAUGGACAAUCAGGCAUCUCCCGUUGCCGCCGAAAGCUCGUCAAGCGUUCCAGACAAGGAUACCACCGGUCUGACCCAUGAGUGCGGCGUUUUUGGUUGCAUCGCCACAGGCGAAUGGCCAACGCAAAUUGACGUCGCCCAAGUAGUUACACUAGGCCUAGUUGCCCUCCAGCACAGAGGUCAAGAGAGUGCUGGAAUUGUGACAACUAUGGGUGACGAGACGGGCAAGUUCUUUGUGCACAAAGGCAUGGGCAUGAUCAACACUGUCUUCAACGACGACGUCAUGAAAAAAUUAAAAGGAAAUCUUGGCAUUGGACACACGCGGUACUCAACAAGCGCCGCCUCAGAAGAGGUCAACUGUCAGCCGUUUGUGGUUCACACAGCACAUGGGCCUCUAGCCGUGGCUCACAACGGCGAGCUUGUCAAUUGCUCGGCACUCAGACGAUGGGUUUUGGCACGAGGUGUUGGUUUGUCAACCAAGUCCGACAGUGAGCUCAUCACCCAGUCUCUGUGUCUGAAUCCUCCUGAUGGAGAAUUGGACGGCGCCGACUGGCCUGCCCGAAUUAAACACCUCAUGCAGCUGGCGCCUCUUUCCUACUCAUUGGUCAUUAUGUUUGGAGACAAAAUUUACGGAGUCCGAGACCCCUAUGGAAAUCGCCCUCUGUGCCUUGGAAAAAUCAUGCCAGUGAACUCAAAUACUUCUUCAGGAAUGACCAAUGGUCUCAACUCUACGGAAGGCGAAGGCUGGGUCGUUAGUUCCGAGUCAUGCGGAUUUUUGUCCAUUGGGGCUCGCUAUGAAAGGGAGGUGAAGCCAGGCGAAAUUGUCGAACUGACCCGAGAUGGCGUGAGAACAGUCUGCAUUGUUGAACGACCCGACAACAAGCCGCAAGCUUUCUGCAUUUUUGAAUACGUGUACUUCGCUAGGUCCGACAGUAUUUUUGAAGGCCAAAUGGUUUAUUCCGUCAGAAUGCAGUGCGGCCGAGUAUUGGCCAGGGAGACCUACAUCGAAGCUGAUUUGGUCAGCUCAGUGCCAGAAUCUGGCACAGCAGCAGCUCACGGUUUUUCUCAGGAGUCUGGCAUUCCAUUUGGUGAGGUUCUCUGCAAGAACCGAUACGUUGGCAGAACUUUCAUCCAGCCGAGCACACGACUGAGGCAGCUUGGAGUGGCAAAAAAGUUUGGAGCUCUCUCUGAAAAUGUGAAGGAUAAGAGAAUCAUUCUUAUUGAUGACUCCAUUGUGAGGGGAAACACAAUUGGACCGAUCAUUAAGCUCCUCCGAGAUGCUGGAGCCAAAGAAGUCCACAUUCGGAUUGCGUCACCACCUCUUCACCACCCGUGUUACAUGGGAAUCAACAUUCCUACCCCUGAAGAGCUUAUUGCUAAUAAAUUGAAUCCAACACAAUUGGCUAUGCAUGUUGGCGCUGAUAGUUUGGCCUAUUUGUCCAAUGAAGGACUUGUGCAAGCUGUGAGACACAAAAUCGCCAACAAGGAUUCGCCUGAAAUUGGCCACUGCACCGCAUGCCUCACUGGCGAAUACCCAGAGAAGUUGCAGUGGUAGUUUUAAUUUGAUUGCCAUUCUACCUCCAGUUUUAGCUUUUAUAUUUCUCCAAAUCAUUGUGCCAUCCAUUAUUUCAUAAUUUAAUAAGAUAGAAGAACAGAAUUCUCAUAAUAUUUGUCUUGUGCAGUUGUCGAGAUUGUCUUAUAUUCGUUCAAGUGUCGUCGUUUUCCUAUGUUUUCAAUUCAUUACAUUAUGUACUCUUGUAAGAACUGCUGAAGGCUGACACAUAAAUGUGCCUUAUUUUUAUUUUUAACAUCAGUUUUCAUGGCUAGGAUAUAAAAGAAAAUGAAAAUAUUUUCAAAUAAUAAUUGAAUUUUUGUCUUCAAA
Molecule: messenger RNA, 2027 nt
Organism: Neocloeon triangulifer
Lineage: Eukaryota; Metazoa; Arthropoda; Insecta; Ephemeroptera; Baetidae
Product: amidophosphoribosyltransferase-like
Exons: 10
Coding region: 147-1700 (517 amino acids)
Biological process (GO): purine nucleotide biosynthetic process; purine nucleobase biosynthetic process
Molecular function (GO): amidophosphoribosyltransferase activity
Source: RefSeq, a predicted model, not a curated record